AUGUUCAAGAGACGCCAAAGCCGAGGCAUUGCAGCCGACCAUUUGGGUGGAGGUACUAGCCUCUUUGAAACGGCUGUACCUGCUGGGCCUGAAGGCGGCCUGGGCGGAAAUCCCACUGGGCUGGGCGGACCCAACGUCAUUACUUCCCGGGGUCUAACUAAAAAGCCCCUCUUCGCUCCCGAGCACCCCGCGCCCAAACACAGCUCGCGCAGCCCUUUGGCUACCUGCGCUCAUUCCCACUCCCGUAAAUCGUCCGUAGACGACAGCAAGGGCGAGAUCGUCGACGAUGACACGCUCGUAGUCGAGCCCGAGCAGGGCAAUGUGCUCAUGCAUAUCAUCUCGCAGCUGCGGCCCGGAGCUGACCUCAGCCGUGUCGUCCUCCCAACGUUCAUCCUCGAGCCCCGAAGCAUGCUUGAGCGGAUCACAAACUUCAUGUGCCACCCCGAGAUGCUCUUGCCCAUCCCGCAAAUAGAAGACCCUGUCGAGAGAUUCGUCUCUGUUGUCAAAUUCUACCUAAGUGGCUGGCAUAUCCGCCCACCAGGUGUCAAGAAACCCCUCAACCCCAUUCUUGGCGAGAUCUACACUUGCUACUGGGAGUUCGACGACAAGACAAAAGGUUACUACAUCUCCGAACAGACCUCCCACCACCCUCCAAAGUCGAGCUACUUCUACAUGGUCCCCGAACACAACAUUCGCAUCGAUGGCACGCUGAAACCAAGAAGCAAGUUCCUCGGCAACUCUGCUGCGAGUAUGAUGGAGGGUACGGCCAUCCUCAGCCUUCUGAACCGGGGAAAGCCUGGGCAUCCUGAACGAUACAUACUCACUCAGCCUAACAUGUAUGCGAGGGGAAUCCUUUUCGGCAAGAUGAAGUAUGAGCUCGGAGACCACAGCUUCGUCCGAUGCCCCGACCUGGGCCUAGCGGCCGACAUCGAGUUCAAGACGAAGGGUUGGGUUAGCGGGACCUAUAAUGCCAUUGGCGGCUUUAUCAGGAACGAGCGGACCGGAGAGAACCUUUAUGAAUUCUCUGGCUUGUGGAGCAACGAGAUGUAUCUGAAGGAUCUGAAGACUGGUCACAAGGAACUCUUCUUUGACGCUACCCAUGCGAAACCCUCUUCUCCAAUAGUCCGACCUAUCGAGGAGCAGGAAGAGCGUGAGUCUGUCAGGCUGUGGCAGAAGACUGCCCAGGCGGUUAGGGACCGCAACCACGAGCUUGCGACCGACGAAAAGUCAAAAAUUGAGGACAUGCAGCGAGCAGAGGCGGCCAGGCGAGCGGAAGAGGGCGUUGAGUGGCACCCGCGACUCUUCCGGCGCGUCAAGGGCGGCCCAGGGGGUGUUGACGAGGGCGAGGAAGACCUGGAAUGGAUUAUCAAUGCUCAGAUAGACGGCACAACGCCAGAGAAACAAACCGAACAGAUCCUGGCUAUAUACCCCAUAGUGAAGGGACAAAAGGCCAGCCAGAAGAACUUCAUCCCUCCCCACAGCUUCUCCCGCAAGUCCUCGCUCGUCGGAACCGAGGCCAAACCCCAUGCCGCCGCCGACGAUCUGAUAGACUUUGGCCAGAAUGAUACCGCAGCGGCCCCGGCAGCCCCAAAACACGCAGGCGGUGAGAUCGAGUCGCUCCUUGAUGCGACCGCCACCUCCAAGCAGACGGGGCCGCUCGUGGACUUCCACGACGACCUCAAGAAGGACCUGCCGUCGGUGAAGCGCUCCGACACGGAGGAGUCGCACGACGAGUUCCAUGAUGCGCUGGAGUAG
This is a messenger RNA of Thyridium curvatum, 1755 nucleotides long. RefSeq lists its product as uncharacterized. Gene Ontology annotation, cellular component: membrane; intracellular membrane-bounded organelle; cortical endoplasmic reticulum. The record is from RefSeq and is a predicted model, not a curated record. Bases 1 to 1755 code for a protein of 584 amino acids. The transcript is spliced from 9 exons. Lineage: Eukaryota; Fungi; Ascomycota; Sordariomycetes; Thyridiales; Thyridiaceae. Gene Ontology annotation, molecular function: sterol binding.